Messenger RNA from Styela clava, 1735 nucleotides. Its product is annotated as DNA polymerase epsilon subunit 2-like. Gene Ontology annotation, molecular function: DNA binding. Gene Ontology annotation, biological process: DNA-templated DNA replication; error-prone translesion synthesis. Gene Ontology annotation, cellular component: epsilon DNA polymerase complex. Lineage: Eukaryota; Metazoa; Chordata; Ascidiacea; Stolidobranchia; Styelidae. The record is from RefSeq and is a predicted model, not a curated record.
GUCAUUUACUUUUUAAUUAUUCAAUCGGAAUAAAAAUAUAUUUCUGCUUUCAGUCUGGUUCUUAUUCAUUAUUAUUGUAAUAAAACCAUUCUUGUAUUGAUGGAGGCUUCUUUAAAAAAAAGCAUUGUUUCUGCUUUUAAGAUGCAUGGAUUGUCACUACGAAGUGAUGCCAGCAACUACUUAACUGAAAUACUUACAGUUGUGAAUGCAGUUGAAAGAGAAGAUUGGAUCGAUAAAAUUUUAGACGAAGUUCAAAAACAAACUUUGUCAAGCAAUAUCAUUGACGCAGAUGUUAUAGAAAUUGCAAUCAAAGAAUGUAAUGCAGAAGAAGAUGGGGGUGAUCAAGUAUUCUCAGUGAUCAAUGCAUUUGAUAUUCCAAAAUAUACAUAUUUGACCGAAAAGAAAAAAUUUAUCAAAUAUUCUGAGGCAAAUGGUUGUGAUGCAAAAUUACUUUCCAAAGCCGAACACAAAGUAGAAUUAUUUCGUGAAAGAUAUCAAUUAUUACAUCAAAGAACAAUGAGGCAUAAAUUGUUCACUCCACCAAUACCAGGUAUGGAAGAUGAGGCAUCGAAAAAAUUCAAAUUAAGAACUGUUGAAUAUUUACUUGGUUGCUCUUCAAAAUUGAAAGAUAUUAUUGCUCUCGGAAUGUUAUCACAACUGAAAGAGAGAAAAUAUUUCUUAGAAGAUUUGACAGGAGCUGUUGAGUUGGACUUAUCACAAGCUAAAUUUCACUCUGGACUGUUUACUGAAAAUUGUUUUGUAUUGGCUGAAGGAUGGUAUGAAGAUAAUAUAUUUCAUGUAACUGCGUUUGGAUUUCCACCUCCUGAAUUAGCAAAAACAACCAGAGCAUAUUAUGGCAACAUCAACUUUUUCGGAGGAAAUUCAGAUGCGAGUUUGAAGUCGUCAACAAAAUUACAACAAAUAGAGAAAGAAAAUGAAGACGCAAUGAUUGUUAUUUUAUCAGAUGUCUGGUUUGAUCAGGAAAAGGUUUUGCAAAAACUCGAAACCAUGUUUAUAGGUUUUCAAGACGCUGCUCCAACUUGUUUUGUAUUUUGUGGAAAUUUUAUUUCAGAACCUUAUGGUGCAAAUCAUAUUGCAUUGUUGAAAGAAUCUUUUAAUAAUUUUAUGAAAAUAUUGUUGAACUUCCCUUCUAUAUGCCAAUCGAGUAAGUUUGUUUUCGUUCCAAGUUUGGAAGAUGUCGGACCAUCGAAAAUAUUUCCGAGACCUGCACUUCCUGAUUGUAUCGCAGAACCUUUCAUGAAGAAAAUUCCAAAUGCAAUUUUUUCCUCAAACCCAUGCAGGAUUCAGUACUGUACUCAAGAAAUCGUGAUAUUUCGUGAAGAUAUCAUUGGUAAAAUGAUUAAAAGCUGUAUUCGUUGUCCGACUGAACACAUUCCGAGUCAUUUUGUGAAAACCAUUGUUGCGCAAGCCCAUUUAUCACCACUACCUUUGUAUAUUAAUCCAAUAUACUGGCAACAUGAUCAAGCAUUACGGUUAUAUCCACUUCCUGACUUGGUAAUUGUUGCCGACAAAACAUCUGAAAUUUUUCAUGAAACUGUGGAACUAGACUGCACUAUUGCAAAUCCGGGAUCAUUCUCAUGUUGUGACUACACGUUUAAAGUUUACUAUCCAUCAUCGAAAACAAUAGAAGACAGCAAAAUAGAAGAUUAAAUUUAUUUUAUCAUUGCCAAUUCAUUUUUUACUAUUUACAAUAGAUAUUGUCACAUUAUACACA